Molecule: messenger RNA, 666 nt
Organism: Trametes versicolor FP-101664 SS1
Lineage: Eukaryota; Fungi; Basidiomycota; Agaricomycetes; Polyporales; Polyporaceae
Product: HET-domain-containing protein
Exons: 2
Source: RefSeq, a predicted model, not a curated record
UAUGCUAUCUUGUCGCAUGUUUGGGGAACGAACGAGCAGACAUUCCAAGACCUGUGCUCCAUCUCCGAGCGCUGCAAGUCAACAGGGGAGAACCCACGAGAUCUCAUGGGUCCGAAGAUCAAGGGGUGUUGUCUUCUCGCCGCGCAACUUGGCCUCCUCUGGAUUUGGAUCGACACGGGAUGCAUCGACAAGACUAGCAGCGCCGAGCUAUCUGAGGCCAUCAACUCCAUGUUCCAGUGGUACAAACAGGCUGACGUCUGCUAUGCGUACCUCGCGGACGCCGUUCACUCUCCGUUCCGCAGGAGUAUAUGGCACACUCGCGGAUGGACGCUUCAGGAACUGAUCGCUCCAGAGGUCGUCGUCUUCCUUUCCCCCGACUGGAAGGUCCUUGGCGACAAGGUUCACCUCGCGCCCCUGCUGGAGCAAAUCACCAACGUCCCCAGGGCUGUCCUCCAUCACCAAGUCGAGUUGUCUACGGUCUCCGUGGCACAGCGCAUGUCAUGGGCUGCGCACCGAAAGACCACGCGACUCGAGGAUGAGGCGUACUGCCUGCUCGGCAUCUUUUCCAUAAAUAUGCCUACACUGUAUGGUGAAGGUCGAGCGGCAUUCCGACGUCUUCAGGAGGAGAUCAUGCAGACUUCUACGGAUCUCUCUCUCCUCGCGUGG